CGGUGGGUGGGUGACAUCCAGGUGACAGAGAGGGGGGGAGGUGGCCCCCAAAUCUCACCCCAUCCUCCUUUUGUACCCCCCAGAUUGAUGAGAUGCCAGAAGCCGCCGUUAAAUCCGCCUCCAAUAAAUACCAGGUUUUCUUCUUCGGGACCCACGAAACGGCAUUCCUGGGGCCCAAAGACCUUUUCCCCUACGAAGAAUGCAAGGAGAAAUUCGGGAAACCCAACAAGCGGAAAGGGUUCAGCGAAGGUUUGUGGGAGAUCGAGAACAACCCCACCGUCAAAGCCUCCGGAUACCAGCCCACCCAGAAGAAGAGCUGCCCCGAGGACGCCGAGCCAGAGCGGGAGGUGGAAGGCGACGGGGAGAAGAAGGGUAACGCGGAGGGAAGCAGCGACGAGGAGGGAAAACUGGUGAUCGACGAACAGUCCAAGGAGAAAAACGAGAAAGCCGGGAUCAAGAGGAAAGCAGAAGAUGCUUUGGAGGACUCCCCCAAACGCCCCAAAGAGGCAGAGGGGCAAGAAGGGGAGAAGAAGGUAGAUAACGAAGAGACCCCCAAGGAGGAACCCAAACCCAACCCGGGCGACGGGGAGAAGGAGAAGAACAGCGCCGCCGACGCCGCCAUCCCGGCCGCCAACGAAGCCAAGCAGGAGAGCAAGGAGAAAGCGGGCGCGGAGGAGGUCAGAGACCACAAGGAGAGCCCGUAGCGGCCUCCCCGGCGAGCUGAUCCUCCCGCCUGUCCCCCUCUCCCGUCCUCCUUCCUUACCUGCUGGGCUCCCCUUGGGUGCUGCCCCGGCUCCUCGGCUCCUCGGCGGCGCCGAAGCUCCGGAGAAGAGAAAAAUGAAAAAAAAUUCAAAAAAAGAAAAAACA
Molecule: messenger RNA, 867 nt
Organism: Calidris pugnax (ruff)
Lineage: Eukaryota; Metazoa; Chordata; Aves; Charadriiformes; Scolopacidae
Gene: HDGF
Product: hepatoma-derived growth factor
Exons: 5
Coding region: 93-704 (203 amino acids)
Biological process (GO): regulation of transcription by RNA polymerase II
Cellular component (GO): nucleus
Molecular function (GO): double-stranded DNA binding; transcription coregulator activity
Source: RefSeq, a predicted model, not a curated record